Molecule: messenger RNA, 463 nt
Organism: Ostrinia nubilalis (European corn borer)
Lineage: Eukaryota; Metazoa; Arthropoda; Insecta; Lepidoptera; Crambidae
Exons: 4
Coding region: 137-457 (106 amino acids)
Source: RefSeq, a predicted model, not a curated record
AGCAAUACAAUUUCCAUAACCAUAAAAUAUCGGUUCGUUUCCAACAUGUUUUCCUCGUAGUCAAAUAUUUGCCGUGAAAGUUUAGCAUCGAACGAACAAACUUUGAUUGGACGCAAAUGUACUAUGACGCAACAUUAUGUUAACUUUACUGGUUAUCUACGCGUUCUUUGCGUCAGCGAAUGGUCAUAGUGAAUCUAUUCGAAACGAAGAAGAGUGCAAGAUCGCCGACCUGUGCGUGCACGACAAGGUCCCCAUGUGCGGGAUCGACUCCUGCGGCGAAAUGCGCACCUUUAUCGACACGUGCGACAUGCACGAGUUCAAUUGUGAUAGCAAAAAAGACUUCAAGCAACGCCCGAUCCACGAAUGCUGGGUCACCUGCAAAAGAGGCCGGUCGUUCAAGAAGCCGGAGUAUAGAACUGACUGCAACAUCAACCUGAAAACUAGCAAUAGAUUGUAGCCUGCA